This is a messenger RNA of Gloeophyllum trabeum ATCC 11539, 3570 nucleotides long. Its product is annotated as alpha/beta-hydrolase. The record is from RefSeq and is a predicted model, not a curated record. NCBI's taxonomy places the organism in Eukaryota, Fungi, Basidiomycota, Agaricomycetes, Gloeophyllales, Gloeophyllaceae. The transcript is spliced from 3 exons. The coding region runs from base 45 to 3212 and encodes 1055 amino acids.
UAUAGUCACUCCUUUUCAAGUUACGCUCGUUACUUCUGUGGAUAAUGGCCUCUUUAGUGACUCCCAACCGACCGUCUUUCGCGACCGACUCGCGUCCUUCCUCCCACCGUGCACCGCGCAAGAAGUCCUCGUUAUUGUCUAUAAAGCGAGACAAGAGCAAGCCUUCGGAGGCCGGCUACUCCGCUGAUAUACAGGAUCGAGCGCCCCCAUCAUCCCAGAAGAGUGCUCCAUAUAUACCGCACGUCCACGUACACUCCGGGCGCUCGAGCAAUACCAAUCCGGAGGCUUUUCUUCCUAGUCGUACUGGACGGUCACCGAGCCAAGCUUCCAGCUCACGGAGUUUACCCCAUAGCAGUGGAAUCCAGGUAGAUGGGACGCGGAAAGGACGAUGGACACCUUCCGACGAGGCACUGUAUGCCUUCCCCAAUAUGGGCAGUUUGCAGAACUAUCUUGAUGACGACUAUGAUUCCACUGUCAAAGUUUCCCGCCCUCGUCAGAGAGCUAAUUUGUCACAGGUUAGUUCUGACUGGCGAGGGAGCCAACUUGGCUCUGCAUAUCGCAUCUCAGGUUCUUCUACACAAACGCAAGUAGAAGAGAGUCCUCCUCAGACACCACUCGACACAUCACCCUUCCGCAGUACCAUGGGACGUGUUUCUGUGGUUGUGGCUGCUCCGAUAGCGGGGGUUGAAACCAUGGAUGCCUUGGUCGAUGGAAUGAACGGAUUCGGGGACGACGAGUCGUGCAUGAAUGUGAGUAGUGUCCCAAGUCCAAGCCGUUCAAAGCAGCGGCGAAAGGGCCACCACCCAUUAUAUCACCCUCCGCUACCUACCCCUCCUCCUGGGGUCGUUCUUGGCCGAGGUCCGAGAAGGGAUACCUCUCCGCCUGCACACUCCGACAGCGAAGACGACAGUCCCAAGCCAGCCCGUACCAAACGACCUCCUCGGCGGAAAGUCCGCCAUGCUUCCUCUCCCUCCAAGGUGGAUUCCAGUACCGUCGUCAGUGUCAGUUCGCCACGGUCACUCCAAAGUGCAGAGGGCGGCCAGGAGCCCGAGCAAACCACCCCAAGUAUGAAGCAUAGAUUCCCUUCUCUAGAAAAUGAGCAUGAGAAGGGACAGGAAGUCCGGAGGAAGACGAUAGUGCCCUCGAUCACGGAAAUCAUCCAAGCACAUGCCCCUACUGUUCAGCGGACAAGCUCCAGGCCCGGAUCAUCGAGACCGGGGUCAUCCCGGGCAUCAUCAUUUACCUACAGUUCGCAUGGGCAUAGCUUUUACAGCAAUAGCAAUGGCCAUACUUUGGUAGCCGAGGAAGAAGAAGAACCAGAGCCAGAACCUCUGACGGCUGAAGAGGAAGCUGAGCUCAUUUCUCGGUCGUCCAUCGACAGUAUCGCCCAGGAGAUCCAGGAUACCAUCCGGAAACAGAGUGUUUCACCUACUAUGCCGCGGCACUUGCAACAUGCUCAUACAUUUCCUAAGCGUCAUUCAAUCGCCUCGGAUGAUGGGUUUAGCGUGCAUUCUCCCGUGUCUGGCGUCAUACGUGAGCCCUCUCUGUACUCUUCGUCCACUCCUUCGACGCACGUGGAUCAGCCGCCAAUCGCCAGUCUCGCUGCUGCCAUGCAGCCCACCCAGUCCCAAAAAAUUGCCCAGUACUUAAACUCUACACGACUGACGACACUCCUAAAGCUGACUAGGUCUCCCCACGCUUCGGCCGAUAAGCCACUGACUAUAAGUCUUUCGGAUCUGGGAUGUCCAACGGGUGUGCCUCUGGUGGUCUUCUUGGGUUUGGGCUGCGUCCGCCACAUCAUGGGCUUGUAUGACGAGAUGGCCGAUCUCCUGGGCAUCAGACUCAUUACCAUUGACCGCUGGGGACUCGGUCGCACUGAAACCCCACGCUCAAAGACAGCUCGAGGGAUUCCCGAAUGGGCUACCGUCGUAGAGGAGGUACUUGAUCGACUCAAUAUCCAUCAGUGUAGCAUCAUGGCACAUUCUGCUGGAGCCCCGUAUGCCCUGGCAUUCGCGAAUAAGGCGCCGGAGCGCAUCCGGGGGGACAUAUGCCUGUUAGCACCGUGGAUUGGCGGCGGAGAAGGCGCCGGUUACAAGUGGCUGAAAUAUGUGCCUAAUGGAAUCCUGAAGACCGCCCAGCAAGCCGAAUGGAAGGUGCAAGGGUGGAUGCUGGGGAAGCCUCCAAAAGUCCGAUAUCAAGGUAUUGGCUACACCCCAGAUCCCCCGCCGCAUCUCAAGAGGGAGGCGUCAAAACGAGAUGGAGACCACCACGAUCGAUCUUUGGGUAACGUCUACCCUUCGCUUGAGAGUAGACCAAGGCCUAGUGUUGGAUCCAGUAAUUUCAGCGAGUACGACGACCUUGCGGACUUCGCAGGCAGAUUUGAGAGCCGAAGUACCCUUGGUGCCCGGCAAGGACCGGCGCUCAAUCGCUCUUCAAGCGAAGGUCUAGCCGGCAAGCGGAAGACGUCAAAAGGUUUUCUUGGGAGACUUAGAGGAGAUUCUUCGCAACCUCAGAGUCCAUUGGUAUCAGGGAAGAAAAUAAGGCCUCUAAAGUCCAUGACCUCAUUAAAGAGCAAAGCUAGCUCUGUUCCCAGCACUCUGUCCAAGGUCGCAGCCCCCACAGAAUCUCCGCAGUUGCCGGAUCCCCUGAACGUUGAAUUCGGCUUGGGCUUCGAUGCUAUCGACUGGCCUAUCCAAUCUGCCAUCUCGAGCUUUGUGGAAGGCAAUGCCGCUCAUGAAGCUGACACCAGCCGUUGCCGCCCACGGUCCGCUGGUCGAAGGUCGAUCUCUCUUACCACUCCCAGAGCAGCUAGAUCCUUGAAGCCCUCUCCUACUUCCAGUACUUUCACCGCUCAGCCAAAUGACGAUAGUUCUGAGAUGUCUUACCAGACGGCUCUCGGUAACGCCCUCAUUGCAGCGUCCCAUUCCGAGUCGUCAAAGGGCACCCAUUCUGACCUACUCCAAAUCCUAAACCACGAUCACCAGCCCUGGGGUUUCUCCUAUUCCACCUAUCCGCAUCGCGUCAACGUAUGGUACGGUGACAAAGAUGAGAGGAUAGCCGAGAACUCCGUCCGAUGGAUGGAGAAGGCCAUGGGUGAAGACAGAUGCGAAGUGAACGUCGUGUCCGGCGCCGAUCAUAGCCUCAUGUUCAGGAGCUCAGUCGUCAUAGAAGUUCUCGAACGAGUGAAGCGGUACUGGCAAGACCUCUCGUAACCGCAUGUUGCUGGCAGUGCGUGCAUACUCUUUUCCUCUUUUGUCGUCGAUUUUCUGCAUCGGCAUGUUGGAUAAUUCACAAAUACCAUACUCGCGUCUUGAUAUCCUUCUGUACUCUCCCUUAUUGUUAUUCUACUGGUCCGGUCCGCUUCGCAAAAUGUAUCAUUUACCGCAUCUACUUCAUUUCUCUAUAGUUGUCGGAGCUAUUGGUCCUUUCCACUUAAUUACAGGAGCUCCUAUUGUUCUGGAUGGUUGUACAUGUAUAUCGUGUUUAUUGAGGAUUGAGGAGGCAUCGACGUAAUCUAUUAGUAAAGGAUGGCGCACCGUGAAGGGACCAUUCCUCUGAAUCGCAUACCGG